Culex pipiens pallens (northern house mosquito) is the source of this 757-nucleotide messenger RNA. RefSeq names its product 39S ribosomal protein L43, mitochondrial (gene mRpL43). Lineage: Eukaryota; Metazoa; Arthropoda; Insecta; Diptera; Culicidae. The transcript has a single exon. Gene Ontology annotation, biological process: mitochondrial translation. Bases 115 to 687 code for a protein of 190 amino acids. Gene Ontology annotation, molecular function: structural constituent of ribosome. Gene Ontology annotation, cellular component: mitochondrial large ribosomal subunit. The record is from RefSeq and is a predicted model, not a curated record.
UGCGCGCACUUUGACAUGUUUUGAUCUGCAGCAGUGUUGUGUGAUUACGUCUGUCCUCGCGUGUUCAAAACAAAAAAAAAAGUGCUUCACCGGAUUUCGCCGGCCGCCGGAAUCAUGUCCAACUCGCACCUCUUCCUCAAGUCGGCCUUCCCGCGGGCCCCGCUGGCCAACGGCGUCGGCCGGUACGUGUGCCAGCUGCAGCGAAUCACGCUCAAGUACUGCAAAAAUCACGGCUCCAGCAAGGGAAUGCGCGAGUUCCUGGAGAACGACCUGGUCGACUUUAGCCGGGCCAACCCGGGCGUGGUGGUGUACGUGAAGCCCCGGCGCCACCGGACGGCGGUCAUGAGUGCCGAGUAUCUGGACGGGGACCGGCAGUGGGUCAACUGUGGCAACAGCACCCGCGACGAGAUCCGGAAGUGGGUUGAAGUGCUGCGGACGCAGGCCACCGGUGCCGCCGGGGGAGCUCGGUUGCGCAAGCUGUGGCACACGGACGUGCCGUCGGUGCAGGGACCGUGGACGCCGUUCACGCACCAGCACCCGUCGACGAAUGUGGCGCAGUUUCCGAGUGAGGAGUUGGGCCGCGUGCAGGGACAACCGCAGACGGCCACCGAAGUGCUGCUGGAAAUGUUCAAGGCACAGCAGCUCGAGAGCGGGGACAAAUCCGGCAAGACGGAGGGGUCGUCGUAAGGAAUGCGGUUGGAAGCACUAGUUUUAUUGUUUAUUAGAUUGUAUAAUAAAAGGAAAAUAAUGAAAACUA